This is a messenger RNA of Cucurbita pepo subsp. pepo (vegetable marrow), 549 nucleotides long. Its product is annotated as pectinesterase inhibitor-like. Gene Ontology annotation, biological process: negative regulation of catalytic activity. The record is from RefSeq and is a predicted model, not a curated record. Lineage: Eukaryota; Viridiplantae; Streptophyta; Magnoliopsida; Cucurbitales; Cucurbitaceae. Gene Ontology annotation, molecular function: pectinesterase inhibitor activity.
AUGGCAUCUUCUAGUUUUCUUGCAGUAUCUUCUCUUUUAGCUUUCGUCCUUUCACUUCUCUUCUUCAAUGGGGUCGUGCCCAUGCAUGCAGCUUCCUCAGACGACGUCGCUUCCUCCAUCUGCAAGAAAACUAAAAACCCUUCUAUUUGCUUUAACGUGUUGAAAUCUGCUGGCACCACAGACCUAAAAGGGCUGGCCACCUUCACCCUCAACCUCGCCCACGAAAAGACUACUGGAAACCGUGCCCUUGCCCAGUCCCUGGCGUCCAAGGUUGCGGAUCCCGACCUUAAGGAGCACUACGACACUUGUGUCGAACGCUAUAACGAUGCCGUCAAGGACAUCGAGGGUGCGAAGGGCUACUUGGGGAAAGGUGACUAUAAAGGGCUCAACACUUAUACUUUUGGAGCCAUGACGGAGGUCGAUGCCUGUCUGUUCAGCCUUUCGAAGCUGCCAAAGGACCCAUCGACGCUCCCGGGCAAUGGGAAGGCCGUUGAAGAUAUUUAUAGUAUCAUCUUGGUUAUAGCCAAUCUUCUUCUUGAGCAUGCCUAA